AUGGAAAAUGAAGAAAGGUCACAAUCUGAAACUCAAUACCAAAGAGAGCUUGAAGGAGUUCGGAAUGAUGUGGCGCACCUGACCAGUAUGCUAGAGCAAAUGUUGAGAGCUAGAGAUGGAGAGGGAACGUCUACUCAACCUGAUGAAGCACCACCAGCAGCUCAAGUCCCUAUUGCACCUAUAAACACAGGGGAAAAUACACCAAAUAAGCAGCAUCCUAAUCCCAUUCGGCCCAUCCAAAUCCCUGUUACGAUGGAUUUAACAAACGAGGAUCCACAAGACGUCAGAUUCUCUAAUCAUGAAGGGUAUGAUAAGUGGACUAUUCUAGAAGAGAGGCUAAGGGCAGUUGAAGGAAAUGAUUUAUUUGACCCAAUUAGGGCCGCUGAAAUAUGUUUAGUGCCUAACAUCGUAAUUCCAAAGAAGUUUAGAGUUCCGGAGUUUGUUAAGUAUACCGGAAUGGAAUGCCCAAAGACCCAUCUUCGUUCGUACUAUAACAAGAUGGCAGAAGUUAUCCAUGAUGAUAAAUUGCUAAUUUACUUCUUCCAGGAUAGCUUGACAGGAUCGGCUCUUAGCUGGUAUAUGAGGUUGGACAACGUUAAGAUCAAGAAAUGGACAGAUCUGGCCGAUGCUUUCUUAAAACAAUACAAGUUCAAUCUUGAGAUUGCUCCUGAUAGAACCAGUUUGAUUACCAUGGAGAAAGGAACUCAAGAGUCCGUGAGAGCUUAUGCUCAAAGGUGGCGAGACCAAGCUAUCAAUGUACAACCUCCACUAAUAGAGACAGAGAUGGUAACACUGUUUGCCAAUACUUUUAGGGCCCCAUACUAUGAACAUCUUAUGGGUAGCUCAGCCCAGCAUUUCUAUGAUGCUGUGCGAAUUGCUGAAAGGAUUGAGCAAGGAAUCCGAAAUGGGAGAAUUGCAGAACCUGUAGAGAAGAAGGGUUUUUUUGGGAAGAAAAAGGAAACCGAGGUGAAUAACCUAGAAGGUAGGUAUCAAGGGAAAGGAAGAAACUACCAAAAUUACCAAACACCUACCUCCCAAAUCACUAGCAUUAACUUUUCCAAACCCUCCAUACCAAACCAACCCCAUCAAACAAAAUUCCUAACCAACAACCAAAACAAUUACCAAAGGAGAGACAACCGACAACUAGAAGAACCAUUACCACCGUUGCCAAUAACCCUAAAGGAGUUAUAUGCCAAGUUGCUAAGUAUUGGACAGAUAGCUCCCUUACCAUUACCGCCUAUGCAACCGCCUUUCCUUACUUGGUACAACCCCGAGUUGACGCCUAUGCAACUGCCUUUCCCUACUUGGUACAAUCCCGAGUUGACUUGUGAAUACCAUGCUGGUAAUGCGGGUCAUAGCAUCGAGAAUUGCGUGGCUUUUAAAAAGAGGGUAUCACAGUUAAUCAAAAUCGAAUGGGUUACUUUUGAAGAUUCGCCUAAUGUGAAUUCAAACCCUCUACCCAAACAUGCUGUAGGUGGUAGUGGAGUGAAUACUAUGGAGGUCAGUAGCAAAGAGAAAGUGCUAUGA
Messenger RNA from Populus euphratica (Euphrates poplar), 1527 nucleotides. RefSeq lists its product as uncharacterized. The record is from RefSeq and is a predicted model, not a curated record. The transcript has a single exon. Lineage: Eukaryota; Viridiplantae; Streptophyta; Magnoliopsida; Malpighiales; Salicaceae. Bases 1 to 1527 code for a protein of 508 amino acids.